Gymnogyps californianus (California condor) is the source of this 661-nucleotide messenger RNA. It is a transcript of the gene PBDC1, whose product is annotated as polysaccharide biosynthesis domain containing 1. Gene Ontology annotation, cellular component: cytoplasm. The record is from RefSeq and is a predicted model, not a curated record. The transcript is spliced from 6 exons. Lineage: Eukaryota; Metazoa; Chordata; Aves; Accipitriformes; Cathartidae. Bases 1 to 519 code for a protein of 172 amino acids.
AUGGCGGCGGCCGGGCUGGGACCCGGCGAGGCCGCCGCGGCCGCUCACGCCCUGUCGCUGCCGGCCGAGGCCUUCGGUAACGAUCCCCGCGUGGAGCUGGCCUGGGCCAUGAAGGCACACCAGCACGCCCAGGUCUACUUCAACCUCAUCUCCUCCGUCGACCCCAAGUUUCUGAACCUCACCAAAGUCGAUGACCAGAUCUACAGCGAGUUCAGGAAAACCUUCAGGGAUCUUAAAAUCGACGUGCUCGACCCAGAAGACCUCAAAUCAGAGCCUGCCAAGGAGAAAUGGCGCCCGUUCUGCCUGCGGUUCGAGGGGGUGGUGGAGGACUUCAACUACGGCACCCUGCUCCGCCUGGACUGCCGCAAAGACUACACCGAGGAGAACACCAUCUUCGCCACCAGAAUCCAGUUUUUCGCCAUCGAAAUCGCUCGGAACAGGGAGGGCUGUAACAGCGUCGUCUACAGCAGCGCCAGGCAGCCGGCGGCUGCCGCGGCAGAGGAAGCGGCGUCGGGGUGAGGACGGGACGUGUUCACCCGGGCAGAAAGCCCCCCUGCCCGCUGCUGGUCCCUGCCUGGGCAGGGGGAGAGCAGGGCUGUACCUGCCUUCCCUGCUCCUCCAAGUUCAGACUCCAUUUGCAGACUGUAAAUAAAUGUUUUUA